AUGCAAUCCACACCAGCACCGAAUUUGCAUAAUCCUCGAUUGAGCACAAGUUCAUAUUCGUCUUUAUCAGCGACGACCACUGCACUUCUCAACGGUCUUCUAUCUCCACAUCGAUUAUCUCAAACAUCGGGCAGUGCACCCGUGUCCGCAGUCAAUAAAUUACAAAAGACUACGAAUCGACUGAAACGAACUGAAAGAAUCAAGCGUGGAUGUGUAAUUCUUGUUUUAACUCUUCUGCUAGCCUUCUUACUCUUAAUUACUGUUGAAUUAACAACAAAACUUGUUAAAGCACAAGCGAAAGGAAAUCUUGUGAGAUAUUCAAAUUUAACUACAACGAAUAGAACGAAUGAAUACGAAACAGCUCCUCCUAUCCGUGCAUUUUUUACAUGUGUUUGGAUUUUCAAUAGUUUCUUACUCAUAUCUUGUUUUAUCGUACAUUUAAUCGCUGUUCAACGUCGUUCAAUUCGCUGGCGAACCACAGCUGUCUUUCUCAGAGAAUUUGGUCAAAUAUUUGACAAUAGAAAAUCAUCAUCAAAUAAUACGCUAAUCGAUUGUUUAAUUAAAACUUGCUUAUUAUGUUUUCUCUGGUAUUCAUCAUCGUAUUUAAUCUUUCGUUCCAUGUCGAUUCUUAUUUCUAUGGAAAUUAUCAUUAUUUAUUCAAUCACAAUAACAGCACGGCAAUUUCUCGGAUGGAUUUUUUUACACGAACAAUUCAUCGGAAAUAAGAUUAUUGCGUAUAUACUUGGCUCAUCGACAUUACUUCUACUUGCACAUGCCAACGGAUUUCGUUUAAACACAUUUUUACUUGGUCUUUCAAUGUUAACAAGUGGCGUUGCAUUAAAAACAACCUUUGAUAUUCUUGUCAAUGGGUUUAUUCCCGAUUUAACUAGUGCAAAGUUAAGAGUUGUCAUGAUCAAUGUAUUUUUCUGUGGAACGUUUUUCCUAUGGCCGUUCAUGGUGGUUUUACAUCUGCUCGGAAUCGAACGGUUGGAUUUUAAACAUAUUCAAUGGUUAAUAACUAUUUUAACAUCAAUCUGUGCACUACUAUUCAAUGUAUUAAUCAUUGUUAUUCCAUUUAAGUACAGUUCAAUAGCUAAUGUGGGCUGUUUACUUGUCGCUAUUCCAGCAACUUCUAUUAUUGAUCAACGUGCAUUGAAUACAACUUAUCCACCAUUGGUUCUUUCAGCUAUUGUAUGUUCAUUUAUCGGUACACUUUUAUCUAUGGUGCCGAAGCAAUGGUUUCAAACGAAUGACAGAACGAAAGGAAAGCAAACAUUUGGAUUACUGCAUAAAGAUUCCACUGGCAAUGCGAACAUGAUGACAGCACUUACUGGCGGAGCAUCGGCACUAGAUGAAAUACGUGCUCAGCGUCGUAUUCGAAAUGCACUUUUGUAUAAUGAACUGAAAACGUGA
Messenger RNA from Adineta ricciae, 1413 nucleotides. The record is from the annotation of a GenBank genome assembly. Lineage: Eukaryota; Metazoa; Rotifera; Eurotatoria; Adinetida; Adinetidae.